AUGGAGACGGUGGAAAUCGUGAAGGCGACCCUGGAAGACUCCUCGGAUUGUGAAAGCGACGCUGGAAGAGAUGGAAGGAUUGUGAUGCUGGAAGAGAGGAGUGGGAAGGAUCUCUUCGUCAACACAUGCAAACCAUUCGUCAAACCAUGGGAUUGUUCCACUAAUAAUACCACCUUUAUCUUCCCACCACCAUCACAAUCAAUCUCUCUAAUCAUGCAUCACCAUCGCCCAUCUUCAUGGACAACUCUAUCUCCACCACUCCACUUCAACCAUCUUCUUCCAUGCCCAACCGGAGAUCACCCCUUUCUCCUUCCUCCACCACCAUCUUCCAAUUCUCCUCCAUCAUCACUCUCAUCCCACGGUGGUUUCUUUAAGAGGGUGGUCGAUGGUUUGCAGUUUGCUUAUGAGGGUAGUACUAGUACUAGUACUAGUACUACACCACCAUCGACCCACCACCACCUAGGGUUUCAGGUGGUUCAACAUGGAUCAGACCCAUUUGGGAUUCAGCCUGAAACCGGUAAUAAGAUCAUGACUGCUCAAGAGAUGGUCGAUGCUAAAGCUGUAGCCGCCUCAAAAAGCCACAGUGAAGCUGAACGAAGACGUCGAGAACGAAUCAAUAAUCAUCUCACGAAGCUUCGCAGCUUACUUCCCAAUACCACCAAAACAGACAAAGCUUCGUUACUUGCUGAAGUGAUACAACACGUGAAAGAGCUCAAACAUCAAACGUCAAUCAUAGCCGAACAAGUUCCAGUUCCAACAGAGAUAAACGAGUUGACCAUAGACAACACAUCUGAUGAAGAAGGUAGGUUUGUGAUUAGGGCAUCAUUAUGUUGUGAGGACCGAUCAGAUCUCUUGCCAGAUCUAAUCAAGACACUGAAAAUGCUUCGAUUGCGAACCCUAAAAGCGGAGAUCACAACACUUGGAAGACGUGUGAAGAAUGUUUUGUUUGUAACAGGAGAAGAAGAUCAUUAUAUUAGCAACGGUGAUACACAAAUGGUGAAUCAAUGGAUAAGUGUUAUAGAAGAAGCUCUUAAGGCCGUGGUCGAGAAAACGGACGAUGGAGAUGAUUCAUCUUUCGGGAGUGUUAAGAGGCAAAGAAUGAACAAAUAACGAUACAUAUCGUUAUCUUCGGGCAUCGCAGGUCUGGUUAAUUAGUCAUCUUUUUCCAUAUAUAAUGCAAUGGAAAAAGAUGACUAACUAAUUUCGAUCCGGGCUUAUACCUUCACGAAUUUCUGUUGUUUUUGCUUGAGAUAUCGGGUUUAAGUCUGUUGGUGUUUUCGGGUUUUCUAUUUUAAUAUGAUAUGAGAUGAUGCAGCGAUAAUUAUGGAGUCAUUAAUCGUCUUAUUGAAUAA
This is a messenger RNA of Cynara cardunculus var. scolymus (artichoke), 1352 nucleotides long. RefSeq names its product transcription factor bHLH30-like. Gene Ontology annotation, biological process: regulation of DNA-templated transcription. Gene Ontology annotation, molecular function: protein dimerization activity; DNA-binding transcription factor activity. Bases 1 to 1110 code for a protein of 369 amino acids. The transcript is spliced from 3 exons. Lineage: Eukaryota; Viridiplantae; Streptophyta; Magnoliopsida; Asterales; Asteraceae. The record is from RefSeq and is a predicted model, not a curated record.